AUGGCUUCUGUCAAUCUGACAACCACUGCAGCUGUAGGUUCUUCCUCUUCUACUCGACUUGCUUGGGACACUGACUCCCAUCCUGUAGCUGAUUAUCUUCAUCAAGUGCUCUCUCUCUACAAUGAGCUCGCUACUGCUGUAGUUACAAUCACUAACGAUGAGCUGGUUGUGAAAAUUUUGAGUGGUCUUGGGUCCAAUUUUUGUGAGAUUUCCACUGCAAUUCGAAUAAGAGAUUCUAUCAUUUCUUAUGAUGAGUCAUAUGCAAAACUAAUUGAUUAUCAUCUCUUUCUCAGACAUGAGGAAGUGAAGAAAAAAACUAGUGCCAUAACUGCUGCUAUGGUAACUCGCAACAGAUCUAUAAAUUCCAACAACCACACUGCUCAUCGACCCAACAACACCUCACAGUGGCGUUCGAGCAAUCGUACAACUGCUCCUACGCAAGGGCAUUACAUCAAUAACCAUGUUCACUGUCAGUUAUGCAAUAAACAGACUCAUACUGCUAAUGUUUGUCAGUCACAGUCUCAUAAUCAUUUAGAGGCAAAGGCCAAUUUUCUUUCAGGUAACCAAGUUGCAGAAAAUCAAUGGAUUGUUGUCUCCGGUGCUACUCAUCAUGUCAUAAAAGAGUCUACCAAUCUAGAUGAAUAUUAUUGUUCAGAAGGCAAAACCACAUAG
Solanum tuberosum (potato) is the source of this 672-nucleotide messenger RNA. RefSeq lists its product as uncharacterized. The transcript has 2 exons. The record is from RefSeq and is a predicted model, not a curated record. Lineage: Eukaryota; Viridiplantae; Streptophyta; Magnoliopsida; Solanales; Solanaceae. The coding region runs from base 1 to 672 and encodes 223 amino acids.